UCCUAUGUUAUGGCAAGAACCUUGGCUUGAGUCAUCCUCUUUCUCCACUCUCUCUUUCUAUCUCCUUUUGAGGUUUUUCAUAUAUUUGUCUUUAUACACACACACACAUACAUGCAAAAGAGAGGAAAAAGGAGAUAGUAAAAAAGAAAAUUCAUCAAACUAGAAGAAGUAAUGGGGAAAGGAAGAGCUCCAUGUUGUGAUAAGAAUCAAGUGAAGAGAGGGCCAUGGAGCCCUGCUGAAGAUUUAAGGCUCAUCACUUUCAUCCAAACCCAUGGCCAUGACAAUUGGAGAGCUCUCCCUAAACAAGCAGGAUUGUUAAGGUGUGGGAAAAGUUGCCGACUAAGAUGGAUCAAUUACCUUCGACCAGAUGUGAAACGAGGAAAUUUUACUGAAGAUGAAGAGGAAACCAUAAUCAAGUUGCAUAAAACUUGGGGAAACAAGUGGUCUAAAAUUGCAUCUCGUUUGCCUGGAAGAACGGACAAUGAGAUCAAGAACGUUUGGAACACACAUCUAAAGAAGAGAUUAUCACCGACAACAAAAGUUAUUCUCGACGAUUUUGGUGAUGAACCAAAAGAGUCAUCUUCGACAACUUCUUCCUCCUCUUUCUCCUCUUCCUCCAGUUUAGUCUCCUCCAAUCAAACACAAAACAUAGAGACAGAACAACUCAACAAGACCAACUCCAUUAACAACAAUAACAACCUCUUUUGUCUCAAACCAAAAGCAACCAGCUCUCUUUCUACUAACACUUCAAAUUCAAAUUCAAGUUGGCCUCAAAACCACUCUGAUUUUGGAGAAGAAGUGGAGAAGAAUAAAGAGAACCAACAAUUGGAAUUGGAAUUGGAGUCAGAAUCUCAAUCAAACACUAUGGAAAUUGAAAUCCCAUUGGAAUUUGACAAAGAUUUUUGGAACAUGUUAGAUUUAGACAUAGAUUUGUUCGAAUCUAACGAAGUAGAUCAAAAUUAUUGUCAAGGUUCAAACUUUGGAGCACAAAAAAACCAAGAUUUCGAAAAUCACAUGUGGUUUAAGUAUUUGGAGAACGAGUUGGGGUUAAACCGGCCGCCUGAACCUGAUGGUCGUGCCGGUGUCGACGACACGACCACAGAGGAUCACAGGCUAGAGGAUGAUGUAGACCCUUGCAUGGCUUAUUUUGCAGAUGGGUUCACUCAACAACUUUAGAGCUAAAAGUUCCAAUAACUUCAAGAAGAAAAAACUAUAUAAAAAGAAUUUAUAGUUUUUUUAUUAAAAAAAAAUUGACUUAGUAUUUGUUGCUUUGAAAUAUUUGGUAGGUAAAUCCAACUAUAUUUCUAACUUUUCGUAUUCACACACAUCAUGCACUUUUAAUUAGGUUUUAAUUUCUGCCUAUAUAUGCACAUUAAUGAUAAUUUAGUUUUGCCAAGGGAAAAUUAAUGUGUCUUGUCCAAGAUGUAAAUAAACAGCAAAAAAAAAAAAAACAAAGUAUUUAGGGAAGAAUUUAUAGGUUUAGAUAUGAACAUUUGAAAGGUACAUAAUGGAGGAUGGAGCUAGAAGUAUACAUGUAAAGGAAAAUUUGCAACUAAUUGAAACCAUAUGUUGAAUCAAGUUUGUGAGAAUCAUAUAUUUUGUUAUGUGUCAA
This is a messenger RNA of Cucumis sativus (cucumber), 1612 nucleotides long. RefSeq names its product transcription factor MYB58. NCBI's taxonomy places the organism in Eukaryota, Viridiplantae, Streptophyta, Magnoliopsida, Cucurbitales, Cucurbitaceae. The transcript is spliced from 3 exons. Bases 172 to 1176 code for a protein of 334 amino acids. The record is from RefSeq and is a predicted model, not a curated record.